Messenger RNA from Raphanus sativus (radish), 675 nucleotides. RefSeq lists its product as uncharacterized. The record is from RefSeq and is a predicted model, not a curated record. The coding region runs from base 1 to 675 and encodes 224 amino acids. The transcript has a single exon. Lineage: Eukaryota; Viridiplantae; Streptophyta; Magnoliopsida; Brassicales; Brassicaceae.
AUGCUGUCUUUUAAGAUUUACUCGGAAUUCACGGAAUCAAACUGCGCCCCUGUAGUUGAAACCAUCGAUCUCUUACCUCACCGUCCGCCAAACCUCCUCUGUUCAAACCCCAGUGGUAGUGGAAUGGCUGACAAACUUCACAAAGCUAUUUGUUCCAUGUCCUUAGACGAUGAUGAUCCGAUCACCCUCCUCGACGAGCCUCGAUACUGUGUUUUUGAUGCGAACGCCAACAGCAUACUUGGUCGUCUACUGAAUCCUGACGCUCAAAACAUGGCCCGUAUGAUUGAGUUCAUGCCUCGUGCGUGGAGACUGUACAACAGAGUACAAGGCAUAGCGUUGUCUCGUGACAGAUUUCAAUUCAUCUUUGAUAGAAAGGAAGAUCUACUGACAGUCUUGAAGGAGCGCCCGCUAACUUAUAACCAUUGGACCAUGCUCGUGGAGCGUUGGGUGGCUGAUCCUCCAAGAGAUUUCUUAACCUCUUUUGAGGUCUGGAUCCGUAUCAGAAAUAUUCCUCUAAACCACUUCACCACAGAUACCAUGUACUUGUGCGCUAAGAAGAUCGGAAGGGUUGUCAAGGUGGCCUAUGAUCCCAAGGUCUCACACACUACAUACUACAUUCGAGCGAAAAUAGUAAUGACAGUUGACAGCCAGGCGUUUGAGGCAAAAAAAACCUAA